ACUAAAGUUCGACUGCGGGCGUUUUGACUGCAACAACUUUCACUCCCCACACAACAACUUUGUCAAAUAUAAAACGAUACAGAAUAAGUAGCAAAGGCAAAUGGCAAAAGGGAAAAAGAGUGAAGCGAAAAACCGGCAGCGAAAGCUGAAAAAGCACAAAUUGCAAAUCUACAAUGAAAUAAGAGGUGUGUUAAGAGAGAAAAUGAAGACGGAUUCGACCGAGAACAUUUAUGAGGUUGUCCUGCAAAGUGGAAGAGACACGCCCAGCAACGGCUUUCAACGAGGCUCGUACUCGGUGCUUUGGACGAAGGAUGUGCUUCCGAGUUUUUCCAGACACUACAGUGGCCCAUACACCGAGGGUGCCAUCUUCCAUCUACUGGCCGUUAUCGAUGCUCUUAAAGCGUGCCCGAAGGAUAAGGCUCUUGUGCUUGCUCUCAGCGAAAAAACUCUUUUUAAAUUUGUCAAUGGAGGUAUAAAAUUGACUGGCAUUUUCGAAAAAUACAAAGAUAUACUGAAGCCGUACAUCGAUACGAUAGAAAUGCAACUUAAAAGCAAGGAAUUGCCGGUUAGAGCACGUCUUUAUACCAAAGAAGAAAAUCGCAAAGACGUAAAUGUUGCAGCCACAAAAAUACGACAAGUGUUGCCGCUAGACAAUACUGCACUACCGAUUACCACUCCUUUGACAUCAGCAGGUUUUCCGUCAGCAGUAGCAAUAUCACGACCAUUACCGCUACCCUCUGAUUAUCCACCCACGACCAACAUGGUUAAUGGAGGAGGUAUAUCAGGCAUAUGGAAUUUUCUAACAACACUAGUUACGACAGCUCAGGAAUCUCGGGACAGCGAUGCGGAAAGCGAAAGCUCAAAAGACGACGAAGAGGAAGAAUAUAUGACUUCUAAACAACGACAGCAAGAUGAGGAGGAUAUUGAUCGCUGGAUCUGUGAAAAUGACGAAAGACCUUUAAAACGACGCAGAAUGGUAGUGGAUCAAUCGGGGGCACAGCAGAAGGAGAUAUCAAACGAGAGCUUGGUCGGUCGGGUGUGAAAAGCUUUAUUCCCGGUCUGUCAUAAAUCUGCUCAUCAUAAGUUGUCAAUUGGAAUCUGUAAAUACGCCUCCCUUCCUCCCUCCCUCCCUCCCUCCCUCCCUCGCCACUGUAUCGACAUUAUCUCUCCAAACAAGAAAAGAACUCAUUCGAAAUGCUUAUUUGUUACAAAGCAGCACUAUGCAUUUGUCACUUCUCUGCUAUCAUACGUAUUGUUAAUACUGAGUUCGACGACUAUAAGUUGUGCUGCAAUGGCAUGAUGCUAUUGUGAGUUGCAACAGCCCAAAACACAUAUCCAU
Messenger RNA from Zychaea mexicana, 1339 nucleotides. RefSeq lists its product as uncharacterized. The transcript has 6 exons. The coding region runs from base 101 to 1042 and encodes 313 amino acids. NCBI's taxonomy places the organism in Eukaryota, Fungi, Mucoromycota, Mucoromycetes, Mucorales, Lichtheimiaceae. The record is from RefSeq and is a predicted model, not a curated record.